This is a messenger RNA of Pyricularia oryzae 70-15, 1416 nucleotides long. RefSeq lists its product as uncharacterized. Lineage: Eukaryota; Fungi; Ascomycota; Sordariomycetes; Magnaporthales; Pyriculariaceae. The record is from RefSeq and is a predicted model, not a curated record. The coding region runs from base 1 to 1416 and encodes 471 amino acids. The transcript is spliced from 4 exons.
AUGAACUAUCGACGCCCACAUCCAGCCGCCGAUCCUGACUUCGAUGCGCGUAAUGCAGAGGUCGAGCCUGAUUCUCGUCUGCAAGACGGGUUCAUCAAAAUGCUCUUGGUCCUACCCAAUUGCAUGCCCGAUGCCAGAGACAGGGAUCUUAUUGAGAGGAAGACGGAACUCAUCCAGAACCCGAACCUCAAGGCGAAGCUUUAUAUGCCAGAGUCAGAGAAAGACUCAGCUUUCGUUUCUUUAGGAGCUACAAGUAAACUCUUCAUGCAGCAAGGCAUUACAACUGCGGUAGAGUACUUCGGCAGAAGCCAUGAAAGCUUGGCUAUGCUCGAAGGGCCGCUUCUUCUCGUGCAGAUUCCUGCCAUUGGUCGUGAAAACUUCCUGGUUCGGGAACAUCCUCUCAAGGUUGACGAUCACCGACGUUUGGAGAUAACCGCCCUACCACCCCAGCAAUCGGAGGUAUGGCGGUAUUGCCUCGAUUCAACAACGCGAGCGUCCCCUGAGAUAUUUACUCCCGCCUCCCAUCGUAUCGAUUCGUUAGAGGAUGUGCCUCUUGAAACAACGGUGGUCGUUUUCACGCCGUCUCUCCGCUUCGAUAUGAAACUUCAGGGUUUCGCUGGCCGAGAGAACAGCAGUAAGGCAAACAUGGGUCUUGUUCGGCCUAGUAUCUUCAAAAGAGAACUCCGGAACCGCGAAAAAUACAUCGUAUCCGCUAACCCAGGGGGUGCUUUCGAUUGGGAUUUGGAGGUCCUAAUCCGUGAAUCGCAGGACAAUUUGGAUGAUAGACUACGGCAGCUUGAUCGUUUUAUGAAGGUCAAAACAGAGCCAGAUGGAACUUACCGACCAUUUUUCGAAGACAAACUAGUCCAGAAGGCUAUCGGUGUUACUGUAAUCAGCACCAAAUCGGCACGCAUAUAUGAAAUGGGGCUGUACCAAGUCGAACUCGCAGUAUACAUCGACUGGGAUCCUUACACCGGAAAGCGCCUUUGGCAGUCCUGUGCUAUGUCGCUGUACAGUGUCGACUGGAAUGAAGUCCUCGAAAGGCGCAACCUUGCGCUUGGCCCGCGCGACUUUGGCGUUUGCAACUCCGCCUUGCUCUCCGUUGGACCUGACGACAAACUGGAAGACGGUGCGGCAAUAUUGCUGGAAACCGUCGAGAAGCUCCAGAAGUUUCUCAUGGAUCUAGUCUGUGAGUCAAAUGUUGGGAUGGACAUUGAACAGACGACACAAGCAGAACCGCAUGAUGUUGAAGUUGCGACUGAGAACGAGGUUCUGGCCGAUACCGUAACUCAACAUGUACAGAAUGUCAACAUAAAGGCCUCGAAGUCUCUGAAGCUCAUCAACACAAAGCCCGAGACGAACGCCGAGACCAAAGCCAAAAGGCCCCAGCCCAAGAAGAAGUCAUAUCGGCGAUAG